CACUGGAUUCCAUUUUAUCCAUUUGUUAUUGAACAAAAAAAAGGUUGGUGAUGUCAAACCAGUCAUCAAUAAGCAAGUUCCUCCUGGCUGGUUUUUCUGCCUGCCAAGACUGCCAGAUACCCAUCUUUUCUGUAUUCCUUUUAAUUUAUAUUAUUACGAUCUUAGAAAACAUGAGCAUCGUGUUAUUGGUCAUACAAGACCGCAAACUUUGGAAGCCCAUGUAUAUAUCUAUAGGAAAUCUUUCCUUCUUGGAGACUGGAUAUGUCAAUGUUACACUUCCCAAUAUGUUAUUCAACAUCAUCACAGGAAAUAAUGAAAUAUCAUUUAGUGGAUGUUUGGCUCAGUUGUUCUUCUUUGUCUUUCUGUGUGCCGCUGAGUGCUAUCUCCUGGCCACCAUGGCCUAUGACCGUUACAUAGCAAUCUGUAUGCCACUACAAUACCCUGUCAUAAUGCAAGAAUGGUAUAUUUGGUGCCUCCUUUUAAGUUCUUGGUCUGCUGGGUUUUGUACACCAGUUUAUCCAAUCUAUCUUUUUUAUCAGAUGAAUUUUUGUGGAUCCAAUAAAAUAGAUCAUUACUUUUGUGAUGCUUCUCCACUGUUAAAGCUGGCUUGUGGGAAUAUCAAAACUGAAGAACUUGUUGACUUCUUUAUAGCUGCAUUUGUUCUUCUUAGCUCAUUGCUGGUUAUCUCCAUCUCUUACAUCUGCAUCGCGCAGACUAUCCUAAAGAUGCCUUCUUCCAAUGGUCGUCAGAAAGCAUUCUCCACAUGUACGUCCCAUCUGACUGUAGUCUGCAUCUUUUAUGGAAGUCUGUGCUUUACAUACAUGCGGGUCACACCAGAUUCUAUCAGUGCAUCGGACAAGCUUGUGUCUGUUUUAUAUCUUGUUAUCACACCUCUGUUUAAUCCAAUCAUUUAUACACUAAGAAACCGUGAUGUAAAGCUUUCACUGCAAAAUGUCCUUGCAAAUCAUUCAAAAACAUUGAACAAACAAUUUCACUGA
Molecule: messenger RNA, 998 nt
Organism: Rana temporaria (common frog)
Lineage: Eukaryota; Metazoa; Chordata; Amphibia; Anura; Ranidae
Product: olfactory receptor 6B1-like
Exons: 1
Coding region: 51-998 (315 amino acids)
Biological process (GO): G protein-coupled receptor signaling pathway
Cellular component (GO): membrane
Molecular function (GO): G protein-coupled receptor activity; olfactory receptor activity
Source: RefSeq, a predicted model, not a curated record